Molecule: messenger RNA, 990 nt
Organism: Mugil cephalus (flathead mullet)
Lineage: Eukaryota; Metazoa; Chordata; Actinopteri; Mugiliformes; Mugilidae
Product: trace amine-associated receptor 13c-like
Exons: 2
Coding region: 1-990 (329 amino acids)
Biological process (GO): G protein-coupled receptor signaling pathway
Cellular component (GO): membrane
Molecular function (GO): trace-amine receptor activity
Source: RefSeq, a predicted model, not a curated record
AUGGAGACCACGGAUGAAGCAGACCUCUGUUUUCCACAGCUCUUCAACAGCUCAUGCAAAAAGCCAAUGUCUACUCAUUCUGAACUUAUGCUCCUUCACAUCGUGCUGUCCUCCAUCUCUGUGCUGACUGUGGUUCUCAAUCUGCUCGUCAUCAUCUCAAUCUCUCACUUCAGGAGGCUCCACACUCCCACCAACAUCCUCCUCCUCUCCCUAGCUGUCUCGGACUUUCUCGUUGGCCUCCUGUUGUUGCCCAGAGAAAUCACCCGGAACACAGCCUGCUGGUUUCUCGGUGAUCACCUGUGUGCUUUGUAUAAUUAUAUAUCCUUCAUUGUUACCUCUGCCUCAAUAGGCAACAUGGUGCUCAUAUCAGUUGACCGCUAUGCUGCAAUUUGUGUCCCCAUGCACUACUCCUCCAGAGUCACAGAGAGAAGGGUUCAAUUCUGUGUUUGUCUGUGUUGGCUCUGUUCUGUUUUCCUUAGCAGCUUCAUUGUAAAGGACGACCUGAAUCAACCAGGUUUGAACAACUCCUGCUACGGUGAAUGUCUUAAUGUCGUCAACUACAUUUCAGGAAUCCUUGACCUUGUUUUGUCUUUUGUUAUUCCAGUAACUGUCAUCAUAGUUCUAUACAUGAGAGUCUUUGUUGUGGCUGUCUCUCAGGCUCGUGCCAUGCGCUCUCAUGUCACAGCCAUCACACUCCAGGUUUCAGUGACUCUAACAACAAGGAAAUCUGAGCUUAAAGCAGCCAGGACUCUUGGUGUUGUCGUAGUUGUGUUUCUAAUAUGUUUUUGUCCAUAUUACUGUGUUGCUCUCAGUAAUAUAAACUUGAUCAGUAGAUCAGCUGCGGCUUUUGUCUUGUAUCUCUUCUAUUUCAACUCUUGUCUAAACCCUUUAAUCUAUGCACUGUUUUACCCCUGGUUUAGAAAAGCUAUUAAACUCAUUGUUACUCUGCAGAUUCUACAGCCUGGCUCCAGCGAGGCCAACAUAAUGUAG